Molecule: messenger RNA, 5301 nt
Organism: Bipolaris oryzae ATCC 44560
Lineage: Eukaryota; Fungi; Ascomycota; Dothideomycetes; Pleosporales; Pleosporaceae
Exons: 3
Coding region: 1-5301 (1766 amino acids)
Biological process (GO): maturation of SSU-rRNA from tricistronic rRNA transcript (SSU-rRNA, 5.8S rRNA, LSU-rRNA); positive regulation of transcription by RNA polymerase I
Cellular component (GO): 90S preribosome; small-subunit processome; t-UTP complex
Molecular function (GO): snoRNA binding; protein binding
Source: RefSeq, a predicted model, not a curated record
AUGGCGACAGCGCUUCAGAAACAGCUCGCGACCAUCGCGGCCUCGAGCACCCACCAGCUUGACCUGCGCGCCCAGAAGGCGGCACAUGGCAAAUCUUUGCUAUUUGAUCCUAAGAUCGCCGCAUCGCAGUCAUUUGAAAAUGUCUAUUUAAUAUGCUAUGAGGGCUACCGGGAGCUAUGCGCACUAGAUUCAAGGUUUUUGCGCUUCUCCAAGAGUUUGUUCAGCGAGCAGAGCAAAGCCGAAGACCGCACCCAGAUGACCAAGGAUGAAAAUGCCAAGCUCGAUACCGUGCUUGAGGCCUUCAUUACGCUGGUUGGCCCCCGAUUGCUGCUUAAGCCAGCAGAGAAGGCGCUGGAGUGGCUUGUGAGGCGAUUCCGCAUCCAUGAAUACAAUACAGAAUGCCUCGUCUUCACCUACCUGCCUUACCACAACACGCCCCAAUUCCUCGCCCUGUUGUCCAUCCUGCCCCCGCAGCCAUCGCACGCCAUCCGCUUCCUCUUCCCUUACAUCCAGGCCCCCACCAAUGUACCCCAGCGGACCAUUGCCUACACAGCCAUCAAUACGCCCCAAUUCUUCAAGGCCUACCAUUCAUAUGUUGCUAAAGUAGUGGAGGCAGGCCACCAGGCUGCUCACAUGCUGUCCUUUUGGUCUGGAAUUACUGUCGAGGCAAUCUAUGGCAUACUGAGCAACUCAAACUCUGGCAAAAAGCAUCUCCAAGACCAGAGUACUGAGAAGCUGGUCCUAGAUCUACUUCCAGUUCUCAACAGCUGCAUGCAUGCCAAGCAUGGAGCCGACACUGUACUAGCCUGUUACGCCAUUGUCAUUAUGUUGGUGAACCAGGCAAAGGUUGGAGACAAGAUUUUAGAUGGCUUGAUGGAGGCUGUGAUUGCAGCUCAUGACGAAACAUCACUUCAAUCUUGCCUAGGCUGCUUGGCGAUCAUCGCAAAUGAGCGCUCAAAAGCACAGCUUCCGACCAAGGUUGCGAAGAAGGUCCUCAAGGUGCCACAACUUGUGCAAAGGCUCAAGAGUGUAUCCGAGCAGUGUCAGGCCGAGCGGCUUGUACUGGGCUGCGCGCUCGGUGCACUUAACGUCAGCUCAGAGGAUAACCAUGCCAUUUUCCAUGAGCUAAUCGCAUCUGGUCUUAUCAGCAAAUCCCGCAUUCAAAUCGUACUGUCAGCCGUAGCCCAGCUUCUGCGCGACAGUGUGCCAGGCUCUGAAACGCAUGGAGAAUUACUCCAGGUUACUACCAAACUAGUCGAAUCGAAGGACCUGUCAUCCAUGCUGCAGGAUGCGGCAAAGCAGAACAAUGUCGAUUUGGAAUCCCUUGGACUAACCAUUGCGCAAACUUUUGACAUUGAGGAUAUUCAAGAGAUGGACUCUGAUGAAGAGAUGGUUGACGUUGAUGAGACCACUGAGAAACCUGCUCUAGAGGUGCCGGAGAUUACAGUUACCAGCUUCCUCGAGGCAGGGUCAGAAAAUGAGUUCGCUGAGGUUGCUCAUGCUUUUGAGCAGGCAGUAUUGACCAAACAGGCUAAGUCAUUUCUUGCUUCUGAUGCACUGCACCAGGGAACUGCACUCCAGCAAACGCGCUACCUAUCCUUCCUUGCCCGUGUCUGGACCAGUACCCGCCCGGUUGCCGUUCGUAUCGCCGCUCUACGUGCUACAGCCUUGUCAUUCGAGAAGUCGGAGGUUGCUCAUACCCUGCAGAACCUUUUACCAUACUUUGUCCAUGCUCUCGCUGACCCCUCCCCCCUCAUUCGACGGUCCGCUGCCGCCUGCAUCAGUCUUUUGACGCGAAAGGCCUCUGCGAGAUCAAAGGCUCAGUCGUGGGGCAAGUCGGACGUUUACGGCAAAGCUUCUAAGAACGUCUCGGAGCUGAAGCCUGAAGAUGUUUACAUCUUUAUUGUCUCGAUGCUCCAGCCAAUGCUUGAGGAGUGCGUCAUGGAUGCACAAUUCAUCAUUCCUGCGCUCCGAAGUAUUCUCGAGGGAACGCAGUCGCAGAACCAACCUAAGCAAACUUUCAAAAUGCAAACGCGAACGGCCAUACUCAGUUUCUUUGCAAGUCACGCCGGCUGUACACCCUUGCUGAGAGUCCGGCUGUGUUUGCUGCCAAUGUUCAACAUUCGUGGAAAGGUCUCAGACACAGUCCGCACCAACUCCGUGCUUCCAUUGUUGAACGAAUGGUCUGGUCUUCCAAUUGAUGCUGUCACAAAACAGUGCAGCGGCGAAGCCAUUUCUCUUGAUGAUGCUGAGCGCUCGCACCUGGCUGCAAUAACACCGAGGGAGGCAAAGAGUGCCCAAUUGUUGCAGGAUAUCAUCUCUGGAACACUCAACAAAGAGCGAGAAGUGCUGCUAGUAGCUGCUUUUGGUCGAAUUCAGGCUUCAUGGUCUGCUUUCCGAUCUGAAUCUCGACACUCUCUUGCCCAAUGCAUGCUAGGCUUGGCUUUGAGUGAGGGCGACAGCUCUUUCGACAAACUCUGCAGAGAACAAUCUAUCGAAAUCCUACGCAACGUCAAUCUCGACUCUGAAAUUCUUGUUACUUUCUUGGACAGCGUUCCCUCGCCCACCGCGAUGCCUGGAGGGCAGCCGGCAGCGAAGCGGAGACGGACUAGCCGAAGUGAAAUGGCCCGAGUCGAACUCUCUUCCCAGGAUGACGUUCAAAGGCUUCUUCGAAGACUCACAUUGGUACUCGAAUUGGUCGAAGGAUCUAACCCUGGUCAACAUCCAGAGCUUUUCAAGAGCCUCUUCGGUAUCUUUGCUGAAAUGCAACCGCUUAAGCAACAGUCGGAAUCUGAAUUGGUGUACCUGCAGAGUAUCAUCCUCGGGUCAUUAAGCCCAAUUGUUAGGACACUCAUGGAUAUGCCAGACACUGCCGACUACCAGUCAGCAGUGCGCGCAGACCUUUUGAUCGACUGUAUCCGACACUCCUCCAGCCCACAAGUCCAGAACAGCGCCCUGCUUUUGAUUUCGAACCUUGCUUCAUGGGUCCCCGAUCUCAUUCUGCACAACCUUAUGCCUAUAUUCACUUUCAUCGGAUCUACUUUGCUCCGACAGCACGAUGACUACUCAGCUCAGGUCGUUGAUAAGACAAUCUCCCGUGUUGUUCCACAACUGGCUGCUUCGCUUCGCUCAAAGCACAGGGACUUCAUUGCUGGGGUCUCAGACUUACUGCUUAGUUUUACUGCGGCGUUCGAACACAUUCCCUUGCACAGAAGGAUGAAGCUGUUCGCACAGUUGGCUCGCACAUUGGGCCCUGAAGACUCUCUUCCAGCCAUUGUUGCUCUACUUGCCGACCGGUACCACAGCAAGGAGCAACGAAGGUUCUGCGCAGACUUGUUGCUUUACUUCGAUCCCAUCAAUACUCUAGUCACCUUUAAGGGUUACCUUGAUCUUCUCACCGAUGCCACCGGGCCGAAACCACAGGUCGCAGAGAUUCUCUUUGGAUUGAAGGAAAAGACAAAGGAUAACAAGUUUGAUUCGGGAAUCCAAAGCUUGCUUACAUGCUUGACCGAUCUGGCACUGGACGACAAGGUUAAAGCACACGUCACCAGAGCAUAUCGAAAGAAGGAUGACCCAGAAAGGCCACGAAGGAUCUUUGCAGACAUUAUCGAAACCACUAUCCAGCUUUCCAAGAAACUGACGUCAAACUCGAAGUCGUACGCAGCAUGCAGUCGUGUUCUCGCCAGUUGCUUGGAUCUUUUGCCAACGACCGAUCUCAUCAAGUCUGCUGAGUUGCUCCUCUCCAGUGCAGACUCUCAUGUGCAGGUUGCUGCAGUCAAGUCAGUUGAGCUUCGAGCAGGCACUGCCAAGCAGAAUGACCGCAAGUCUGUGGAAGCACUCAUCUCCUUCUUGCCUAGCGUUCAGAUGCUUCUGCAACAGACAUCUGAGAUGGAUGCGAAGAUGGUCUCGGUCAGCUGCAUCGACCGCAUCAUCGAGCGCUUCGGCAAGAAGGAUGUAUCCGCUGUGUCCUCAGUGGCUCAAACUAUCGCCGGCCCUGAAUCGUUAUCAAGCAGCGAUGACAGAAUCCGCAUCUUGUCUUUGAUCUGUCUGACUUCUGUCAUCGACGUCCUUGAGGAUGAGGCCAUCUCGCUACUGCCUACAAUCGUUCCCAUUGCGUUUGAGUACCUGUCAAAUGCGAUUGAUGAAGAUAAGGCUGGCCUUCACAAUGCUGUGUUCACCCUACUUGCGAACAUUGUCGACCGUCUGGGAUACAUGUUCUCGCGGGAGUACUUGGACACGGCUUUGCGGCUGUCUCAACGCUCUGCUGCUGCUGACCUAGAGGAUGCUUGCGAUGAAACCCGCGCUAGCUUCUACCAGAGUGUAUCGCAACAUCUCAGUGGACAAGAAGUCUUUUCUUCUAUCAAGGCGACAUGGGCAAAUGCCGCCUCUCAAGGGUUCGACGCCUUGUUCGAACAGCUCCAACUUCUGCAGUCCACAAUCAAUGCUCAGACCAAGGCCAAACUUGUCAAGGCGAGCUCGCCGCUAUUCAGCUUGUUCCUGCAAACAUUCCGUAUGCGGGACACUCUCCAAUCGGAGACUGAAGAAGAGGUUGACGAGGAGGAGAUUGAGCAACUCGAGGCCACACUGAUUGAAUCAGUCAUCGCGAUGGUUCUCAAGCUCAGUGAUGCCACAUUCCGACCUUUCUUCGUGCAGCUUAUAGAUCAAGAAGGUCUAUUGCCAGCCAAGCCUCAACGUGCCAUCACCUUCUACAAGUUCCUUGCAGCUUUCUUCGAAAAAUUCAAGUCCCUUGUAACAAGCUACUCAAGCUACAUAAUCGAGCCCGCCGCCAAAGUCCUUACCCAACUCGCCAAAAACGACACAGAGGAACCCACUCGCACCGCCGUCCUCUCCGCGCUCCAAAAGUCCUUCCAGCACGACCAAGACGGCUUCUGGCAGGCCCCCUCCCACUUUGGCACUAUCAUGCCUCCUCUCCUGUCCCUCCUGUCCCUCCCCUCCGCCUCAUCGUCUACCCCGGAAAACAACACAAACAAUGUCAUCCCUACCAUCACCGACCUCGCCGCCGCAUCCACAUCCAGCAUGGAGAAUCACCGUGAGAUGAACAGCAUCUUGCUCAAGAACAUGCGCAGCGAAGAUCGAAACACGCGCUUGGCAACUGUGCUUUGCGAGCAGAGUCUCACGCGCAGGUUGGGCGAGGAGUGGCUGGGCUUGUUGCCGGAGAUGCUACCGUUUAUUAGUGAGCUCAUGGAAGAUGAUGAUGAGAUUGUUGAACGCGAGUGUCAGCGGUGGAAGAAUGGGAUGGAGGAGAUUCUUGGGGAGAGUUUGGAGGGCAUGUUACAGUAG